AAAAAAACAAACUCUUUUGGCUUUGUGUUUUGGGUUGUUUUUGCUUUUGCGUCUUCUGGGGUCUCCUUCAGAAGAACAACAUCUGAUCAAAGGGUGUGUGUGUGUGAACAAGGAUGACCCCACUGCUGAAUUUUCCAUCCUCCUUCGUUCUUCCCACACACCCCAUUUGGCAUUUACUGCUGACGCUCGCUUUUUUAAUUAUUUUUUAUCAUUAUUAUUCACAUUAAUUCAUCAUCACCGUUUUUGCGUUUCUUUGAAUUUGACUUUAUCAUCGCGUGCACUUCUUCUACUUUUCCUUCUUUCUUUAUUCUCUUCAUUGGUGAUUCCUGCAAAUGUCAAUGAUCUACAGUCUUUGCGUUCCUAUUUCGUUUUUUUGAAACAUUCCUUGUUCCUUGUUCCCUGUACAUUCAUUCAUCAACGUUGUUCAGUUAGAGAUCACAACCUUUGCAACAGUGCGAAACAGUUACCUAUUCUUAAUCACAACACAACUGGGUCUCGGUUUCUCCGCCAACUGUUAACUGGCAGGAUUGGGAGGAAUUUUUUACCUACUGUGAUUGUAUCAACAUAUAGCAGUUUGGUUUAUGGGUUGGCUUAGCAGAAUUUUUAAAGGCUCUGAACAUAAGGUUUCAGAAGGGCAUUACUAUAAAGAGGAUGCAGAUUAUUACUUGCCUUCAACUUCAGGGGAUGUUUGGACUGAGAACAAUGAUGAAGAAAUCGAUCGCGCUAUUGCACUGUCUCUGGCAGAAGAAAAUCAGAAACCAAACCGUGUAAAUGACUACAGAUCACAAUUAGAAGAUGACGAACAACUUGCUAGAGCCAUAGAAGAAAGCUUAAAUUUGGAGCCCCCUCCUAGACAUGGAAAUGAAAACAUGUAUCAACCAGCUCAUCAACCAGUUCAGUAUUUCCCAAUGGGAUACAGUUAUUUUCAUAAUAGGAUUUGUGCUCGCUGCAAUAUGGAGAUUGGUUAUGGACGAUAUCUAAAUUGCUUGAAUGCAUUCUGGCAUCCUGAAUGCUUCCGCUGCCGUGCUUGCAACCUACCAAUCACUGAUUAUGAGUUCUCCACAUCUGGGAACUACCCUUACCAUAAACCAUGCUAUAAAGAAAGCUACCAUCCGAAAUGUGAUGUCUGCAAGCACUUCAUUCCAACAAACCCUGCUGGUCUUAUUGAAUAUAGGGCACAUCCAUUCUGGAUCCAGAAAUAUUGCCCUUCUCAUGAACAUGAUAAUACUCCUCGCUGUUGUAGCUGUGAGCGAAUGGAGCCACGAGAGGCGGGAUAUAUCCCUCUUAAGGAUGGCAGGAAGCUCUGCUUAGAGUGUCUGGAUUCUUCUAUCAUGGAUACAAACGAAUGUCAACCCCUUUACAAUGAUAUACAGAAAUUUUAUGAAAGCCUAGAUAUGAAACUGGAUCAGCAAGUUCCGCUACUGUUAGUUGAAAGAGAAGCUCUGAAUGAAGCAAGAGAGGGAGAGAAGAAUGGUCACUAUCACAUGCCUGAGACCAGAGGACUCUGCCUCUCAGAGGAACUCAGCACUAUUUCAAGACGACCAAGACAUGGGAAGGGAAAUAGGGCAAUGGACCAGAGAACACAGCCCUACAAACUGACUGCACGUUGUGAUGUGACAGCAAUUCUCAUUUUAUAUGGUCUUCCAAGGUUGCUUACUGGGUCAAUCCUAGCUCACGAGAUGAUGCAUGCAUGGCUGCGGCUAAAAGGUGUUCGAACUCUGAGUCAAGAUGUUGAAGAAGGUAUCUGUCAGGUUUUGGCUCAUAUAUGGUUGGAGUCUGAGCUAUCUUCUGCACCAGCCGGCAACUUCGUCUCAACAUCAUCCUCACCAGCACCAUAUACAUCUAAAAAAAGUAAAAGACCAGAUUUUGAAAGGAAGCUUGGGGAGUUCUUCAAGCACCAGAUUCAAUCAGACAUCUCCCCUGUUUAUGGAGAUGGAUUUAGGGCAGGUCAAAAAGCUGUGCAUAAGUUUGGCCUGCAAAGAACCCUUCACCAUAUCAUGAUGACAGGGAGUUUUCCAUACUAAGUAUAGAGAUCCAUAGUUUAACAGAUUGUUUCUCAUUCUUUCUAGAGAUAAAGCCUAGCCUGUUAUUAUUAGAAAUGGAGGCCAAGGUACUUAGGCAUUAGCAUUGACAAAGUGUUGAUUUUUUGUACUUGUAAUUAAUUGAUACUACCUCACUUAGAGGGAUAAGGCUUUGUUGUUGUUGUAAUUAAUUGAUUCUUUACAUUCAAACUUCUUUUAAUCUCAUUUAAUUACACACACGUACUUCAUUUU
Messenger RNA from Lotus japonicus, 2273 nucleotides. Its product is annotated as protein DA1-like. The record is from RefSeq and is a predicted model, not a curated record. Gene Ontology annotation, molecular function: ubiquitin binding. Lineage: Eukaryota; Viridiplantae; Streptophyta; Magnoliopsida; Fabales; Fabaceae. The transcript is spliced from 12 exons. Bases 582 to 2024 code for a protein of 480 amino acids.